Molecule: messenger RNA, 1209 nt
Organism: Coniosporium apollinis CBS 100218
Lineage: Eukaryota; Fungi; Ascomycota; Dothideomycetes
Exons: 2
Coding region: 1-1209 (402 amino acids)
Source: RefSeq, a predicted model, not a curated record
AUGGCUAAGAACCCUCCUGAUGAAAGACUGGUCUACUUAGCGUUGAAGAACAUCUUCAAAGGAACUGAUGCGCAAGCACGCAACCCGAAGACAAUUCGCAAGUCCAUCCAGAAGCAUCAAACCCAUCCCGGCAUCCGGAGUCUUAUCCACGAGCACAGCAUCGAAAAUGUGUGCAAUACGGCCAAAGUUCUCCUUGAACAGCAGAUCUUCGAGUCUACACUGAAGGCCAAAAUCCGGUUUCCAGAGGUGUUCGAGGUGUCCCCAGCACAGAGCGCAGAGCGCGCAGCGUCUGAGGCUGAAGCUGCAAAGACUGAAGCGGACGCUAUCAAAGGUGCGGCUGAGGGUCAAGCCGGGCCUUCAAAUUCGGUAGAAAAGGAUACAAAGAGAAAGGGAAAGGGAAAGGAGCGGCAAAUAUCUUUCCAGGACUCAACUCCUCAAUCCCAGAGACGUUCUUUUCCACACGCGAGUAUCUCUGUUCCAUCGCUUUAUCCUGUUUACCUGCCUCUCAGGACUCAACAUCGACUCCUAGGAAAGGUACAAGGCAUUCUAGAAAACGCUUGUUUCAAUUUCGGGCAGAAGACGAUGAGAGAUGUAUUACAAGAGCAGGGAUGGGACUGUCCUGAGUCUGGCGAACUCAACCUGUGGUCCAAAGUGUUUCUAGUGCAUGAAGAUAAGUUCGCAGCGGACGAGAUGGACGAACUCGGCAAACCGUUCGAAGAACUCCUUGACUCGAUGGAACACUUGCGUCAUACUGCUGUGCAUAGGCUUCGAGUUACUGUGAACAGAAUUGAGCAGUUCAUGGUGGACUCGGAAUCUCUGGCAAGAUUGCUACAGGACGAGACCUGCGCUAAAACCCUAUCGCGACUCCGACGCGAAACUCAGCUGACCAUCGAUGAGCUGAGACGCAACAAAGAUCUUCUGGAGUCAAGGCUUGCGGAGACGCUGAAAAGAAUCGCCGCUCAGAGACUUGAGUUGGACCGCCUUGAGCAGACGGCAAUGGAGGACAUGUCGAGGGAGGACGAAGAGUAUCAAAGUUUUGCCGGCACAAACCUGGAGCAAACUAUCAUGUCGCCCGAGACGAUCGUACAGAGCGUAGCCACCACAGAAAACGAGACAGGUUCUGAAGCAGAUGUGGACGUCGAUAGCUUUGAUGAAGCUGAUGUUGGUCAUGUGAGUGAAAAAGUAUCUUGGUCUGGAGCAGCCGCAUAG